GAAGAAAACGUAUAUAGAAACAGUGUGGUUCAGUCUUCCUUUCCUCUCCAUCACGUCUUUCCCAUUUUUUUUUCUUUCUCUCUCAAAUUCUCGACUGCCCUUUUCUGAUUAACCAAACAAUCCCUUUCUUCCUACUCGACAUUUUUCUCUGUUCUUUGACCGAAAACCUUUGGGUUCUUUUUCUUCUUCCUGUUUGUUUCUUAAGAAACUGCAAGAAACUUCAGGAAAAAUCAAAUUUAUCAUUCCAGAUUUGAGAGUUUGAUUAACUUUUUACUUCACUCAACAAACCCAUGCUUUGUUUAACUUAAAUUUUGUUUGAGUUGAUUUUUUGAAAGAGUUUGAAGAACAAAGCAGUUGAUUUUGGACUUUUUUUUUUUUGUUUGCAUUUUGUUUCUGUUCUUCCUCCGUUUUCUAGGCAGCAAGCGGAGGGCUGAUAAUAGAUAAAAAGUUGAAAGUGAGAAUGCUGGGGACUGGGUCGCAAUUUGGGAAGGUUCGAGGAGAGGAUCGGUUUUACAUUCCAGUUAAAGCUAGAAAAAAUCAAAACCAAAAAGAAAAACAGAAGCAAAAACAGGAAGUUGUUAAGGAAGAUAAUGAGAAAAGUAGUAGUAAUUCGUCAUCAUCACCAGCAAAGAACAGGGCUUUAGCUUCCGAUAAUAAUAAUAAGAAGAAGAAUCUUAAGGAGACUUUGGUUUCAAGUACUGUUCCGUGCUCUGAGGAAACUGGGAUCUCAAGGAGUAACCUUGAAAGGUUCCUGGAGUCGACCAGGCCUUCAGUCACGGCUCAAUAUUUUUCAAAGAAAACGAUGAGGGGACGGAGGACUUGUGAUGUGGAGUUUCAGCCUUACUUUACCUUGUCUGAUUUGUGGGAGUCUUUCAAGGAAUGGAGUGCAUAUGGCGCUGGGGUGCCUUUGGUACUUGAUGGGAGUGAUGGUGUUGUUCAGUACUAUGUUCCAUACUUGUCAGGGAUCCAAUUAUAUGGUGAAUCUAUGCAUGCAAAUGCUAAGCUGAGGCUAUCUGGAGAAGAGAGUGAUGGUGACUACUACAGAGAUUCAAGUAGUGAUGGAAGUAGUGAUUAUGAAAUAGACAAAGGCAUUAAAUUUUCUAGAGAGCAGCGUAGUCUAUUCAAUUUGACAAAUGAUAUCCAUUUUGGAGUUAGCAGUUUGUCUAUAAGUGAUGAAAACAGUACACUGCAUGAAGGGUUUUUUAGUGAUGAUAGUGAAGCUGGGAACUCUCGAGAUCGCCUGCUGUUUGAGUUUUUUGAGCAUGAUACUCCUUAUAGUCGUGAACCCUUGGCAGACAAGAUAUUUGACCAGGCUUGUGAGUAUCCUGGUUUGAAGACAUUAAGAAGUUGUGACUUACUACCCAUCAGUUGGAUAUCUGUUGCAUGGUAUCCCAUAUACCGAAUACCUACAGGUCCUACAUUAAAAGAUUUGGAUGCAUGCUUUCUAACAUACCAUUCCCUUUGCACACCCAUAGAAGGCAGCGGAAGUGGCCAAACACCAUUUGUAGUAUAUCCCGAUAAGGCUGAUGGUAUACCGCAGAUUUCACUACCUGUUUUUGGAAUGGCAUCUUAUAAAUUUAAAGGAUCCAUGUGGACACAGAAUGGCGUGAGCGAGUGUCAACAUGCUAAUUCCCUUAUGCAGGCUGCAGAAAACUGGCUAAGGCUGCAUCAGGUCAAUCACCCAGAUUUUCAGUUUUUUGCUUCACAUGGGAUGUACCUCUAGUGAAAUCAAAUCAAGAUAUAAGUCAGUGCGAUUCUUUGCUUUUCCACACUGCAAAAAAAACAAUGCCCUAAACUUGCAUGCUAAAUGCAUGGUCAAACUGAGAUUAAAUGCUAUAAAUUUUUGGUAUAGCGGUGGCAUACCAGUUGAGGGAGUUUU
Molecule: messenger RNA, 1879 nt
Organism: Theobroma cacao (cacao)
Lineage: Eukaryota; Viridiplantae; Streptophyta; Magnoliopsida; Malvales; Malvaceae
Source: RefSeq, a predicted model, not a curated record